Molecule: messenger RNA, 1479 nt
Organism: Malassezia japonica
Lineage: Eukaryota; Fungi; Basidiomycota; Malasseziomycetes; Malasseziales; Malasseziaceae
Exons: 1
Coding region: 1-1479 (492 amino acids)
Biological process (GO): protein dephosphorylation; negative regulation of MAPK cascade
Cellular component (GO): cytoplasm
Molecular function (GO): MAP kinase tyrosine phosphatase activity; protein tyrosine/threonine phosphatase activity; MAP kinase tyrosine/serine/threonine phosphatase activity
Source: RefSeq, a predicted model, not a curated record
AUGCCCAAAGACUUUUCACUCUCCUCCUACAUCCACUCGGACGCGGGCACGCGCCGCCUCCACGAGGUGCGCGCGCGCCGCACGCGCCAGCUCCACCGCGAUAUCGUACACCAUCCUCACUUCCAGGCCCUCUUUGAUGUAUAUUGGUUCACGGACAUUGUCGUGCUCUUUGAAGAGUCCGACAGCGAAACGCCCGGCGCGGCCUCGCAGCGGCAGGACUGCUCGAGCUUUGCAGGGCGCAUGCUCCUCCAGCUCCUCGAGGCGCUCCAGGAGAGCCGCGCAGAGCUCGCCGCGGCGAAUCCGCUCCUGCGCGACGCGCGCCGCGGCCUGUACUACGUCCGGGGGGGGCUCCACGCCCUGCGCCAGACUCCGGGCAGCGCCGAGUUCUUUACCGCGCCGCAGCCGUCCGAAGAGGCCGUCUCGCCACGGACCGCGCCCGAGCGCCCGGCCGCCGGGCCGGCACUCGCCUUGUCGCCGCCCCGCAGCCCGGGCGGGCGCAUGUCGGCGAUGGCCCCGACGCCGUUCGCGCUCCCGCACGCGGCCGUCGAGGGACGCCGCUCGAGCAAGCCGAGCCUCCCGCGCCUCAACACGGGCAUACGCGACACGCCCCCGAUUCCCGCGCGCAUCAGCGAGACGACGUCCGCCGCGCCGCGCCACUCGCUCAAGCCGCUCGACCUGACGGGCCUCCCGGUGAGCGCCGCGCCGCUCUCGGCGCGCCGCGCGACCGCGCCCGAACUGCUCAAUACCGCCCACGACCAAGAGGACUGGGGCGAGUUCAACGUCUCGACCAUCAUCCCGGGCUUCCUCUACUUUGGCUCCAACAUCACCAACGACGAUCACGUGCAACAGCUGCAGCGCCUCGGCGUGCGGGCGAUCCUCAACACCGCGCUCGAGAUCGAGGACGGGGGGGCGCCGGAGCUUGCGCUGCGCACGCAGUUCCGCGAGUACCUGCGCAUCCCGCUGCGCGACGUCGUCGAGCAGCCGGACGUACAGCAGCGCCUCGCCGAGGCGUGCGCGUUCCUGGACCGCGCAUUUCUCUACUCGUGCCCGGCGUACGUGCACUGCCGCGCGGGCAAGUCGCGCUCGGCGAUGAUCGUGAUGGCGUACCUGAUCCAUGCACACCGCUGGACACUCCAGCAGGCGUACGCGCACGUCGCGCAGCGGCGCACCACGACGUCGCCCAACAUUGGCUUCCUCGCGGAGCUGAUGCACUUUGAGCGCGAGACGCUCGGCGCACGCCGCACCGGCGCGCCGCUCGCCAGCCCGGGGAUCGCACAGAGCGCGCCGGUGCUCGACACGCGCACACGCAGCGCGAGCGUCUCGCCACGGCGGCCCAUGUUCCCGGAACAGACACUGCGCGCAGACGAGGGCCCCAGCGACGGCCGCUACCGGAUCCCGUCCAUGUCGCACGACGCGCCGUCGAAACGAAAUAGCAUCGCGGCGCUUGGCUCGAACCAGGCGAGCCCACUCGAGAAAUAG